AGAAAAAUCCCAUGACGCAAUUGAAGAUGACGAACGUGAACAACGACAACGUCAGUCGCAGGCUUCAGAAAAACCCAAUAGAAACCCUAAGCUCAAAAAUUCAUCACCAUCUUCAGUAAUCUUCUCUUACGCAUUAUACCAGAAGGAUUCUAUCCAUGGCUUUAGCUAUCUCUAACGCCUUUCUCUACCCGAAUCCCCGAAUUGCUCGUAGAGAUUUUUCUAUCAAAUUCUCAAAUUAUAAGUUACCAUCUUCAUUUCUCAGAUUUCCUAAGAGAAUUCCACAGAAUAGAGGGGUUAAUUGUUCUGCUUCAUAUGCAGCGGGAAGUUCAAAUUCGGACAGUGACCUAAACCCAUAUGAGAUUCUUGGUGUGAGCCCCAUUGAGGGAUUUGAUAAGAUCAAGGCAACUUAUGCAAGGAGACUCAAGGAUGCUGAGAAGAGUGGUGAUGAAGCUACUGCUGCUCUACUUGAGAAGGCAUAUGACAAACUUAUGCUGUCCCAGUUAACAAAGCGAAAGAAGGGUGUGACUUUUGGUUCCUUUAAGGUCUCAAAGGAUAUCAAAUAUGCUGAUAAGCAGCCUAUUGUACCAUGGGGGCCAAGGUUCACCAAAUCUAGUGUUAAUAAUAUGCGCAUCAACUUGGCAAUAUCGGCCGUAUUUGUAAGUAGAAGUAAAGGGUGAUGAAUCAUCUGUUUCCAU
Carica papaya (papaya) is the source of this 695-nucleotide messenger RNA. The record is from RefSeq and is a predicted model, not a curated record. Lineage: Eukaryota; Viridiplantae; Streptophyta; Magnoliopsida; Brassicales; Caricaceae.